Molecule: messenger RNA, 1884 nt
Organism: Osmerus eperlanus (European smelt)
Lineage: Eukaryota; Metazoa; Chordata; Actinopteri; Osmeriformes; Osmeridae
Product: histone acetyltransferase p300-like
Exons: 4
Coding region: 21-374 (117 amino acids)
Biological process (GO): positive regulation of transcription by RNA polymerase II
Cellular component (GO): transcription regulator complex; histone acetyltransferase complex
Molecular function (GO): transcription coactivator activity; chromatin DNA binding; histone acetyltransferase activity
Source: RefSeq, a predicted model, not a curated record
AGUCUCCCAAACCUCUUGGUAUGUGUACCUGGCCAUUCAUUUGUCUAUUUUGUCUGGGCUCCAUGCCCACGGCAACCCCUCCCUCAGCAGCGGGCAUGAGGAAGUCCUGGCAUGAGGACAUCACCCAGGACCUGCGGAACCACCUCGUCCAUAAGCUUGUGCAGGCCAUCUUCCCCACCCCGGACCCGGCUGCGCUGAAGGACCGGCGCAUGGAGAACCUGGUGGCCUACGCCAGGAAGGUGGAGGGGGACAUGUACGAGUCAGCCAACAGCAGGGAUGAGUACUACCACCUGGUGGCCGAGAAGAUCUAUAAGAUCCAGAAGGAGCUGGAGGAGAAGAGGAGGACUCGGCUGCAGAAGCAGGACAUGAGUUGAUCAGACGCCGCUUAGAUGUUUGAUAAUUUCCUGAUAAUUAUCCAUUAGUGUUUUUUCUGCACAAAUCAAUCAUUCAUUUGAACACUAUUCUCAUCCCUCAUAUUGUUCAUAUGACUCAUCAUGGACAUGCUCUCAGUUUGGAACUAAUUAUUUGUGAUGCACUUGUUUUUUGUCAACGGGAGUUCUCCACAUAACAUUACUGACGCUGAGCAUAUUUCCAAGGCCGGGCUUGGGCCGGGUCUGUCGUACUGUUAGAAAUGUGACUCUUGUUCUGACUCUUGCACUGAAAUGUUUUCUGAAUAGUUUUGUACUGUUUCCCAAUCACUGACCCACAAGACACAUCAAAAAAGAAUUCCAUAGAAUUGCAGUUGCCAGUUUAAGCAUUCAUUUAUUUAUCUAGUAUUGAUUUGAGACUUGAUGCACUAAUCAGUUAAUUUGAUAUAUUUUAGGAUUUCCAGGUGUGAUUGGCUACAUAGAUGGCACUUAAAUUCCUAUCACAGCUCCAUCAGUAAAUUAAGGAGAUUAUGUGAAUAGGAAGUGUUAGGAUGAUGUCAUGAUGGCUGGAAAGAUGGACAACAUUUUAAAAGGGUUGACUUGGUUUAUUAGAGUGAGCUUGGAUCAUUUAAACCAGUCCAGGCAAAGUGGUCACAUGAGUGAGGCCAUGAGUUACAGAAGGCCUUAUAUACAAUGCAAUAUAGUGGGUCAAAUAUAGUUUCCAUAUACAUUUUCCUUACAGGGCACAGCAUGUGGUCAGCAUAUUUGUAUUCUUGACAGGUCUUGCCCAAUACUCUCUACUCUCUGGCUCCUGCCUGUCUCUAGCAAGAGGCCCUGACCAGUAAAUGUAGCACCUAAAUAGUAGCAUUAGCAUUCUAAAUGAAAGAUACUUCACAAUACAGCAACUGCAGCUUCAUACUCCAACCCACAUCAUCAGCAACGUGGAAGUGUCCUGGGUCUGUGAAUGAUUCGCAAAUAUUUUGUGAGUGUACACUGACCGCUAGAUUUGCUCUUGGUGAAUUUCUAUAUAUAUAUAUCCUAUUAUAAUGUAUAUUUUGUUUCCUCCUAUUGCAACUGAAAAUGCAAACUGUAUCCUCGUAUUAUCAUGGGAGAUUUUGAUGGUUACCUGCUUGGUGACAGAGGGUACUGUGGAGAAUAUCCUGUGUACUUACGUUAUUCACCAAUCAAUAGAACUUUCCCUAAUCAAUAGAACUAGUCAUUGGAUACUAGUUAAUAUGUUUGCUACUAACAAGUGUAGAUUGUGUCUAUGUGUCAGGUUGAAUAGAUGUUUGGCGUCAGGAGAAAGUACUGGGUAAACGUCCCUUGUGAUGACUACAAGGAGAGCUCCAACUAUGAUCCCUCUCUGCCCUGAGAGUGGUCAAUAGCGGGGAGCUGUGAAUUUCUUUCUCUUUGAUUGUUGUAACAUCAUUACUGCCUAAUUGUCACUAUCUAUGUUUACAUUCUUGUGCCCUAUAAAAGAUGGUCCUCCAGCCUUCAGAGCUGAGAGAGACAUGAU